GGCUGCCACACAGGCGGCCGAGCCGAGCCGAGCGAGCAAUAAUUCGCACCGGCACACAGGAGCGGCAGUAAUGGCCGCGUGGUGCCGGUGCCAGUGCCAGUAGCACGCAGGCAGGCAGGGGAGCAGCGCCACUGCACUGGGCACUGGUGACGCUUCGAGCCCACUCGCCACACCCUUCCCUCCCUCCCUCGCUCCCUUCGCCUCCUCAAGCCGGGCUCCCAAUCUCGCGAAGCGGCGGCCCUCAUUGGCCGGCGGCGGUGCGCGGCCCCGGUCGUUUCCUCCGGCGUCAGGUGCCCGUGAUCUGGUUGUUGCAGAGGCGGCGAGGUGAGGUGACGCGGCGGCGCGAUGAGGUGGCUCAAGUCGUUUGUUGGGCUGAGGAAGGUGGAGAGGCAGCAGCAUCAGCAGCGCCGCAAGGAGGAUGGCGACGCCGGCCGAACAAAAAGGGAUGCCGUCGAUCAGUUCCACUUCCAGGAUCAGCACUCCCAGGAUCACGCUAGCCUUGUCGGACCAGAAGAGUUCCCUGAUGGAAAUGUUCCGUCAGAAGACGAUUGCAGCACACCUUCAUGCUCAGGACCUGGUUUCAGUACACUUAGCGUGCCACUGCCUCAAACAGAAGAGGAGCUCAAAGAGAUCUGGGCUGCCACAAUUAUUCAGACUGCGUAUAGAGCCCUACUGGCUAGGAGAGCCCGCCGAGCUUUAAAAGGACUGGUUAGGCUUCAAGCCCUUGUAAGGGGUCAUAUAGUGAGAAAGCAAGCUGCUAUAACACUUCGGUGUAUGCAAGCUUUGGUCAGGGUACAAGCCCGUGUUAGAGCAAGGCGAGUUCGUGUUUCCUUGGAAAAUCAGAUGGACGAGCAACAAAAUAAUGUAGAAGAACAAACCGGCGAGGCACAUGUUCGAGAAGUUGAGGAUGGGUGGUGCGAUAGUAUAGGGUCUGUGGAAGACAUCCAAGCAAAAUUGUUGAAGAGGCAGGAAGCAGCAGCCAAGCGUGAGAGAGCCAUGGCCUAUGCCCUUUCUCACCAGUGGCAAGCAGGUUCAAGGCAACAGGCAGCCAUUACAGCUUCUGAACUAGACAGGAACAGCUGGAGCUGGAAUUGGCUGGAGAGAUGGAUGGCUGUCCGCCCGUGGGAGAGUCGGUUCCUGGGCAUGUACGCAGCAGAUGGAAUUGCCAUCGAUACCGGAGCGCAGCACGCUGAGGGAAAUGCAACCAAGGCCCCAUACAGGAAACCUGUGAAAAAGCAGGUUUCAGCUCUUCAUUCAAAUGUGUUGAUCCAGAAGGCCCGGCCCUCGAACUCAGAGGGUGGUGGCUCCUCGUCGAACCCGUCUGCCGGUUCGGCGUCAGCUAAACCGAAACGGAAGCUGCCACCGAAAGAAGGUUCUGAUGAAGUCUCGUCUCGUCUUUCGGGACUUGGUGUCCGGAGCAGUAGUAAUCCUAAGGAGAGGCCUGGACAGUUACAACCACGGGCCAACAAGAGGUUCUCCUUGCCUGGCACUGGCACAGAAACUGGCAAACGGCAAGUGAAUAAACCUGCGGUGAGCCGAUCCCCCAAGGCUACCGAAGACUCCCCAGCGCUGGAAGGGAAGCAUCGCCGUGCCGGUUCCGUUGAUCUGUUGUUCAAGAGAGUUGAGCUGCAGGCUUGACAAGCCAUCUGAAGCCCUAUCUACCGUCGUCAAGGUUUGAAGCAUGCGACGACGGCCUUAGAUUCUGGAAGGUCCAUUGGAGCAAUUUGCAUUUAUUUCUUAGCCAUAUAGGUAUGCAGUCAAAUGCUCAUCUCAUGAGAUGAGAUCUAGCUAGUGCUUGGAUAUGUAUGUGCUGGUCAGCUGGUGCCUCUAGUCCUGGAGGUUACCAUAGCUUGUACUGUUGUAUUUGUAGCUAAGAGCAAGUAUGGACUCACAUUUUCUGGGACUAUUUUUUGUACAAUAAAAAUUCUGAAAUGUUAUGUUUCAAGGGGUAACCCUGUGUUUUUCA
Triticum aestivum (bread wheat) is the source of this 1966-nucleotide messenger RNA. Its product is annotated as protein IQ-DOMAIN 5. Gene Ontology annotation, molecular function: protein binding. The record is from RefSeq and is a predicted model, not a curated record. The transcript is spliced from 7 exons. Lineage: Eukaryota; Viridiplantae; Streptophyta; Magnoliopsida; Poales; Poaceae. The coding region runs from base 346 to 1638 and encodes 430 amino acids.